Molecule: messenger RNA, 396 nt
Organism: Bactrocera dorsalis (oriental fruit fly)
Lineage: Eukaryota; Metazoa; Arthropoda; Insecta; Diptera; Tephritidae
Exons: 4
Coding region: 1-396 (131 amino acids)
Source: RefSeq, a predicted model, not a curated record
AUGGAAAAGGAAGAUCAUAAUAAAGUGUUGCGCACCUCAAAGGAGCAGAUAGAGUGCUAUCUCAACUUUGUGCGGGUUCACCCGAAGAUAAGGCUGCAUAAAAACGACCCAUUGCGGCCGAAAAGAAUGGAGGAGCUUUGGGCGGAACUCUCCGUGCAACUAAAUGCCCUAAAAGAGCCCACUCGGAACCCCAUCAAAUGGAGAGAGAAUCUGAGCCAUUGGAAAAACCAAACAAGAUCACGUGCAAGGAAAGCCAAGGCGCAAAAGCUGGUGACAGGUGGCGGUCCCAACUCAACAAUUGAGCUCUCCGAAACGGAGCAGAGAGCUUUGGAUACGUUGGGGUCAAUCGCGGUUGAUGGGUUGGCUGAUGUACCAGCCAUUGGCACAGAGAAAUAA